AUGAUAAAAUCUCUGUUCGCGAGACACGGAAUACCAAAGACAGUCAGAUUCGACAACGGACCGCAGUUUAGUAGCCACAAAUUGAAGCAAUUUGCUAAAGCUUGGGGUUUUGAACACACAACGUCAAGCCCUACUUAUCCGAGAAGUAACGGGCUAGUCGAACGUUUUGUACAAACGGUGAAAAAAAUGCUGAAAAAAGCGAAAGAGGAUAGGAAGGAUCAGUAUUUAGCGUUGCUGGAGCUCCGUAACACACCUAUCUCCAAUUGUAUCGAGUCUCCCAAUAGAUUAAUGUUUAACAGAAACGUACGCGGAGUGCUACCUGAUAUCUUAGAGCAUCGACGUCCCGAAAACGAACCGAUCAGAGCCAAGCUAGUCGAAAAACAAACAUCACAAAAAUACUUCCACGAUAAACGAUCACGAAGUCUCCCAGAACUAUCGACAGGCGAAACUGUAAGAAUACAAAAUAAAGAUAAGGCUUGGGAACCCGGAUUAGUUAUUCAUAAAAGCGACAAACCGUGCGCGUACGAAGUUAUGAAAAAGUCUGGAACAAUCCUAACGCGAAACAGAAAGUACCUCAAUCGAGACCAAAACGGAAACUUUCGAGUCAAACACCCUCCAGACUAUUUCGACGAACUCCCUCACAAUGAGGAGACGAAUCGCGAAAACGAGAACACCUUCGGCGAAACUCGUGAAGUAGAACAACAGCUUCCUACUGAAAUUGCAGCAAAUCCCGAAACAACGGAAAAACAUGCUCCACCGCCUCGGGCAACUACUCGUAGUGGACGUGCAAUUAUCCGACCCGGCUAUCUUAAAGAUUAUAUUACUUAA
Messenger RNA from Neodiprion virginianus, 828 nucleotides. RefSeq lists its product as uncharacterized. The transcript has a single exon. Gene Ontology annotation, biological process: DNA integration. The record is from RefSeq and is a predicted model, not a curated record. The coding region runs from base 1 to 828 and encodes 275 amino acids. NCBI's taxonomy places the organism in Eukaryota, Metazoa, Arthropoda, Insecta, Hymenoptera, Diprionidae. Gene Ontology annotation, molecular function: nucleic acid binding.